GCAGACCAUCUUCGAAACACGUCAUUUAACUUCUGGAAAAGAAGCAGGAAGUCACUGCUGGUGGAGAGAGAAUUCGGUCUGAUUUGUUUUUGUUGAAGAGUUUACGCCUACGGAAUGCAAUGAGCCGAAUUCUCCACAAUACGCCUUUAUUAAAUAAACCUGUGCACAAUGAAAAGAUAAGUAGUGAAUGGUCUCCUGCGAAAUAUCAACGAGGCCCUGGAGUGUUGUUGGAGGGAAAGUUGCUGGACGUGUCAAGACAUUCCAUCACUGAUGUCAACAACCUGAAGGUGCGUUUCUAUGUCGUGUACAUCAAGCCCAGUCGCAUCCAUCAAAGACGGUAUGAUGCCUGCGGGUCAGAGGUGGAGCCAAAUUUUAGCGACACGAGGAAAGUCAACACAGGCUAUCUUAUGUCCUCCUUCAAAGUGGAGGCUAAGGGGGAGACGGAUCGUUUAAGUGAGGAGCAGUUGGCAUGCCUGCUGAAGCAAGACGACCUGCUGGGGUUGACAGAGAAGCACCGUCCGUCUGGCACAUUUGCCUUCUGGUACCCCGAGGCUGAUAUGGAAAAAACAGAGCUGGAGGUGGGCCAGGAUGUCAGGCUGAAGACCAGUGGAGACGGACCAUUCAUCUACUCCCUUGCCAAAGUGGAUGGAGGCACCGUCACCAAGUGUAACUUCGCUGGAGAUGAAAAAGCGGGAGCGUCAUGGACCAACAAGAUUCUGUCCAAUCGGGCAGAAACAGGAAGUGAGCAGCAGCCAGUAGGAGGAGAAGGUGCAGGAGCCGAAGAAGAUGAAUGGGACGAUUAACGAAAGGAGGGAAAGUUAUUAUACAAGAUUAUCAUAUCUUCGGGGCCUUCUCCUGAAUAUCUCAUUAUUGUGUGUGUGUGUGUGUGUGUGUGUGUGCGUUCCUCACAGUGUAGUAUGUCUCACGUAUUGCUGAAAUCUGACAAACUCGAUCAAACAUUUGGAUCUUCUUUAUUACAAAAACAUAAACAAAAUGCAAUAUUCUGACACAAUGUACAAGUCAAGUUUGGACAUCAUACACACAGCAUGUUUAUUUUCAAUACCUAGAUAAUUCUUUUGGUCAUAUUUUGUCAAUGUAAAUCACUUUUUGUAUUAAUUGACCAUGUACAGCACCGUACAAACAAAGCCAGUAGAAUGCUUGUCGGAAGUAAAAUAAAUGAGUAUGACUUAAAUACCCUUAAA
Messenger RNA from Hypomesus transpacificus, 1202 nucleotides. RefSeq names its product actin related protein 2/3 complex inhibitor (gene arpin). NCBI's taxonomy places the organism in Eukaryota, Metazoa, Chordata, Actinopteri, Osmeriformes, Osmeridae. Bases 120 to 803 code for a protein of 227 amino acids. The transcript has 6 exons. The record is from RefSeq and is a predicted model, not a curated record. Gene Ontology annotation, biological process: negative regulation of actin nucleation.